GGGCGCUGUUGGACGCACCUCCGUGAACUUUGUUCCACAAGUGGGUCUGCCGUGCGGUCCGCUCCCUCCCUUCCCACUGCUCCGGGUCGUUCUUCAGGAAGUGCCGCGGACAUGGACCGAAGUCUCGCAGGACAACGCAACAUCUGAGCCAGGGGCCUGCAGCCACUCAUUCAUUCACGGUCGACACCUCAGGGAUCAAAAGGUGUGGAGAGAGAGAGAGAGAUGGAGGACUUCUGGACCGGGGCCCUGUGGGCACUGAAGAUCUGGCUGUACCUGAUCGUCUGCCUCAUCAUGUUCCCAGCCAUGUUCGGCUUCUCGCUGGGCAUCUCCGAGACCUACAUGACCAUUCUGUUCAAAACCUUAGAGUGGGCCACGGUGAAGAUACAGAAGGCAAACACAGAGGAACGGACACUGAAUGCCUCCACAUCAAAUAGUCUCAUCCAGAGGGGAGGGGGCUCCAUGGAGAAAGAGUUUGAGGAACUCAGACUCACUCGCCCCAAGCCACCGGUGGGCGGUGAUUUUACACUUAGUGACAGUUUUUAUUUCACCCGCAGAGGAAUUGAGAGCAUUAUAGAGGACGAGGUGACCCAGCGGUUCACGUCAGAGGAACUGGUGUCCUGGAACUUACUCACUCGCACCAACAACGACUUCCAGUACAUCAGCCUGAGGUUGACGCUGGUUUAUGGCCUUGGCAUCUUUGUGAGAUACUGCAUCCUCGCCCCGCUCAGGAUAACCCUGGCCUGCAUUGGCCUGAGCUGGUUGGUAAUAGGAACGUCAACGGUUGGAUUACUUCCAAAUUCAAGGAUUAAGUCUUGGCUCAGUGAAUGGGUCCACGUCAUGUGCUACAGAAUCUGUACUCGAGGACUCUCUGCCACCAUCCACUAUCACAACAGGGAAAACAAGCCCCAAAAAGGAGGGAUCUGUGUCGCCAAUCACACCUCCCCGAUCGACAUCGUGAUCCUCUGCAACGAUGGGUGUUAUGCUAUGGUGGGUCAGAUCCAUGGAGGCCUGAUGGGAGUUAUUCAGAGAGCCAUGGUGAGGUCCUGUCCUCAUGUGUGGUUUGAGAGAGCAGAGAUGAAAGAUCGCCACCUAGUGACCAACAGGUUGAAGGACCAUGUGAAUGACAAGAGAAAGCUUCCCAUAUUAAUAUUCCCGGAGGGAACCUGUGUAAACAACACAUCUGUCAUGAUGUUUAAAAAGGGGAGUUUUGAAAUUGGAGCGACGAUAUAUCCAGUAGCCAUUAAGUAUGACCCGAAGUUUGGAGAUGCUUUCUGGAACAGCUCCAAGUACAGCAUGGUCAGUUACCUGCUGAGGAUGAUGACCAGCUGGGCCCUCGUCUGUAAUGUCUGGUACCUGCCGGCCAUGUAUCAACAGGCGGGAGAAGAUGCUGUCCAGUUUGCCAACAGAGUGAAGUCAGCCAUCGCUCACCAGGGAGGACUGGUCGAUCUACAAUGGGACGGAGGGCUGAAGAGAGCAAAGGUGAAGGAGGCAUUUAAAGAGCAGCAGCAGAAGAAGUAUAGCAGCAUGGUUGUGGGAGAUGACAGCAGCAGCAGCAACAGUGACUGAGGCCCCCCCGGUCAGUGUGACGGACAAACCUCCUGCCCGGCCUUUUGGGAGGAUUCACACUAGCAAGAGGCCUCUCUCUCGUCCGGCGUCGUCUUAUUAGCGGGACUCGCUCUGGGAUGCGGUACUGCCAAGUGGACUUAAUGGACACUGUGAAAACUUUGGUACAGUUGAAACGAGGUCAUUGUGAUUUACAGAGAGCACAAGUGCAAUAUUGACCCGUGGAAACGGACUGACUCUGGCAAAAGGGAAACGUCAAAGUUUCAUCGCCGCGAAAGAUAUUUACCGUUGUGAUUGAAUAUUAUUGCUGAGACAAACAAACAAAAAAACGCUCUGGCUGUGUGAUUGUUGUCAAACCACUGGUACGAUGAACUGGAUUCAUGAAUGUCUCUAUUCUCAUAGUCAGUUGACUAAUUUAUGGGCUGCUCAUUAUUUUUUAUUUUUUUUUAACCCAAUUGUGUAUACAAAUUGAUUACAUGUGGUAUUUCGAUUAUAAAAAGCAAAAAAAACAACCUGUAUAUAUACACAGUAUAACAUAUACAAAAAUACUGAGAUAAUUUUGAUUUUAUCAUUUAAAAAUGGGAUGUAUGUUUUUAAAUCUUGCAGCGUUAUGCAACAAAAUAAUUAACACUUUUUUUAAAAACACGAUUAUUUGUGUAAUUUUGGUAGCCCUUGACCCCUCAUUCCCUUUUUUUCACAGAACACAAAAUGCACAGGGGGUUUUGGCACUUACAUAAUACAUAUGUUAAUGUUUGUGUGCAUUGAAUGUCCACAUUGGAUGUAACGGCCUUAAAGGAGAACACACGUCCGGGACUUUUGGGAUCUGUCUCCACGGGACGGUUUCCCUGAAGCGACACGCUCACCGCCUCCGUUUUUCGGUGGGCUCCCUUCAUUGGCCCCUUAAAAAACAAAUUAGAUAAGAAUUACCAUUAAGUUCGCUCACUGUGUGCGUGUGUGUGUGUGUGUUGACACAAUCCUGUUUUGAGCCGUCAGCGGUCUCACCGUCAUUCUCACGAUCACUCGCAUCUGUGUUGUCCGGCGUGACCUGUGUAAAAACAUACAUCCCUUAAUCACAUCACUGACAGUCACAGUGCCACAUUGGGAAAGGCCUUUGAGGCGUUCAGUCAUGGGCCUCUUCCUGAUGACAGUACUCACCUGUGAUAGGUUGCUUUUGUUUUUCUUGCUCUCUUUGAGUUCCUUGUAUCUGCGAGGGUCAUCCACAAUGACAAGUUUAAGCGCGGUCGACAAGAAAUUAAGCUCAUUUAUCUUCAGUAAUGAGUGAUAGGACAGCAGACGGUGUUUCUUUAAAAUGUGACUUCCCGUCCCACGUUUUCAUUAAACCCAGCCAGGGGAAACAAACGGCAUGGUGAAAUAUUUAUGAGCCAGAUUAGUGCCUCACAUCUGUGUCUCCCUCCGCUCAGUUCAAGUGACAAACAUGCCACUGUUGAUUUACUCAGGCUCAGUGUCUCAAAUGAAGCUGCUUGUAUCUCUUAGCAAUAAAACAAACCAAUACAGCUGCUCUGUAACAAUUUUUUUGUUUUUACCUGAAUGAAUAAAAUGGUUUCUACAUUCA
This is a messenger RNA of Scophthalmus maximus (turbot), 3136 nucleotides long. RefSeq names its product 1-acylglycerol-3-phosphate O-acyltransferase 9, like (gene agpat9l). The transcript is spliced from 14 exons. The record is from RefSeq and is a predicted model, not a curated record. Gene Ontology annotation, molecular function: glycerol-3-phosphate O-acyltransferase activity. NCBI's taxonomy places the organism in Eukaryota, Metazoa, Chordata, Actinopteri, Pleuronectiformes, Scophthalmidae. Gene Ontology annotation, cellular component: endoplasmic reticulum. Gene Ontology annotation, biological process: triglyceride biosynthetic process. The coding region runs from base 223 to 1566 and encodes 447 amino acids.